AAGCACAGCGCAUACAUACUUUAUGUAGCAAAUAUGCAACCAUAGUUCGAAAAUAGCAAGUAGUCUUCAGCCGAACAUUUGUGCGCAUUGUUAACCAAAACGACAAAAAUAGCAUUCAAUAAAGUCGCCCGUUUGGAGCAUCAUCCAUUGCGAUUUUGUCAAUAAAACCAGCUAUCUUCCAUUCAAAUGUCGACUUCGCAAGGAAUUCCAUAUUCAGCUGCUAGUAAUGGCAACAAUGAUAGUCAGAGCAGCUUGAACGACAGUGGACCCGUGAUUGAUCCAACCAAAGCUGCAGUAAGAGCUGCUCACAGUAAUGUUGAUGGUUUCCACGGUAAUAUUGAUGCAGUGGAUAAUGCGUAUCAAGCUAAAAUCGCAGAUUUAGAGAUGAAAAUCUCGAAAAUCCCGAUUUUAGAGGCGGAAAAUGUGGCUUUAAAAUCGGAAGUCAAAAGAUUAGUCGCGGAAGUUGCGGGCUUGAAGGCGGAUAAGACGGCUUCAGAUGCGCAAGUUGCGGGUUUGAAGGCCAAAAAUCUGGCUUUAGGAUUGGAAGUCACGGGCUUAAAGGGCGAAGUCACGCGCUUAAAGGGCGAAGGCACGCGCUUAAAGGGCGAAGUCACGCGCUUAAACGGCGAAGUCGCGGGCUUAAAGGCGGAUAAGACGGCUUCAGAUGCGCAAGUUGAGGUUUUGGAGAAGAAAAAUUUGACUUUAGAAUUGGAAGUCGCGAGCUUAAAGGUGGAAGUCGCGAAUAAUAAGAAGCGAUUCGAAGAGAUAGAACGCCAACUCUCAAACAUCAAACGAAAAUGUGAUGGCUGUGAUACAAUUCACGAAGGAGAUGACGUGAAGUGCCUGUCACCAAACUGUAUACACGAAAGAUCUAAGAAGGUAGAAGAAGCGGCAAUUGCCGAGGCAAUUACCGCGGCGUUGGCGGGAGCAGAUCGGCGUCGUCGUCUAGAAUUCGGCUCCCCGCGGGGCUAUUAGCUUCAGGGUGAACAUAUGAACUUCAACUGUCCGACUCGGAACGUGUUACACGGUACUUCUUGUUAAUUUUCCAAUACAAACAACAGCAAUAGCAACAACAACAACAACAACAACAACGAAGCACACACAAAGACACAAAUUUAGUCAAGUUUUUUUUCUUGUAAAUUGUAUUUUCUUUCUUUCCAUUCCAUCAAUUUUUCGACGCUUGGUGCACAUCGAUCGCACCAUAUAGACUAAAAAACCCAAUGAAUGCAUGUAGAAUAUAAACAAAUGUUUGAUAGUAUAAUAAGGCAAACGAAAGGAAUAAAAAAACUCAAUCUUCAUCUCAAUUAAUUCAA
Sitodiplosis mosellana (orange wheat blossom midge) is the source of this 1313-nucleotide messenger RNA. RefSeq lists its product as uncharacterized. NCBI's taxonomy places the organism in Eukaryota, Metazoa, Arthropoda, Insecta, Diptera, Cecidomyiidae. The record is from RefSeq and is a predicted model, not a curated record. Bases 187 to 975 code for a protein of 262 amino acids. The transcript is spliced from 3 exons.